AUGCCCCUAUACCGUGCAAGGUUGCAAUGUAUUCUUUGGCCCCAGAGUUUAGUGAGGAACAAGCCUGCAGCAGUGUGGGAAUCUAGGAAACCCAAGAAUGAUGAGGAUGGGCUGAGGACUCUCAACAUCAGCCAAUGCACAGCACUCCCCCCUUCUGCUGUUCAGGCGGUGUGCGACUCAUUUCCCGCACUUCAUACCUGCUCUGGAAGGCAUUCCCUCAUUAUGAGCGGCUGUUUUGAACUUGACAUCCGUACGUUGUGCCUGUGCUGUCCAAGCACACCGCACGGCUAG
This is a messenger RNA of Prunus armeniaca (apricot), 291 nucleotides long. The record is from the annotation of a GenBank genome assembly. Lineage: Eukaryota; Viridiplantae; Streptophyta; Magnoliopsida; Rosales; Rosaceae.